Messenger RNA from Ctenocephalides felis (cat flea), 3278 nucleotides. RefSeq lists its product as uncharacterized. Lineage: Eukaryota; Metazoa; Arthropoda; Insecta; Siphonaptera; Pulicidae. The coding region runs from base 1270 to 3222 and encodes 650 amino acids. The transcript is spliced from 2 exons. The record is from RefSeq and is a predicted model, not a curated record.
CACCAUAGUCAUGAUGGCAGCGGACAGCAUACAAAGACACAUCUAUCUAGUGUUCUCGAACAGGAUAAUCAGGAGACUCUAAGCAGUGUUAGCUCAACGCCAAGCCCUGGUUCAAAUUCACAAGACGUUCUUUGAGAUAUUUGUGAUGAGUUCCAUGGAGACCACUCAACAAUUGAAAGCUGAGAAAAAUCAAUCCAGCAAUGACGAACCAAAGAAUUCUACAAAAAUAGUAUUUGUAUUAUUAAAUUUAAAAAAAACAUUGACCACACUCUGCCCGUUAAUAAAUCCAAAAGAUCUAUACUGAACCAUCCGAUUCCUAGAAAUUUUGAUUAUGCUGAAGCACCAGUUUUUGAAUCGGAUACAGAUUAUGAGAAUUAUUUAAAAACAUAUUUUUAUCAUGAUGAUGGACUAAUUUCCAAGCAUCAGCCGAGGCCCCAUGGUGGUAAAUCAAGAAGACGAUAUAGGAGUAGACCUAGAAGAAGGUACAGGAGACGUAGACCGGAUGCAACAAAGUGCAGGAGAAAGAUUUAUUUUAGAACUAGAAGGAAUUUUAGACAUCAGAAUGAAGAACCAUAUACUAAAUUUGUUAGAGAUCCAGGUGUAGAUCAAGACAAUUAUCUAGCCUUUAAUAAUCAAUCGACUUCAUCUACAAAAAAUGACGUGUUUGUCGUCUAUCCAGAAGAGGUGUUGACAUCAGACAAUUUACCAUCAGGAAAAAAUGUUUUAAUUGACGAUAAAUCGGUUGUAAGUGAUAUUGGUAGUAUUUCAAGUUAUCAAUCAAAGCUUAAAUCUGGCAAACAGGACCCAAAAUUGUGGAAACAAGAAUUGUCAGUAAAUGAAGUUAAACCAAAUUCAAAUUUUAAACAGCCAAAGAAUUAUUGGCGUCACAAAUCUUUAGGUAAAACUUUGAACUUGAGACAGGAUAAUUUAUAUGAUUUUUUGCACAAAAGUUUUCAACUUGAUGGUCCAAUAACUUCAGAAACUUUACUAAAGUUACAAGUAGUGAAGCAGUUGCUUGAAGCUAUAGAGAAUGCAUAUUUAAAUCAAAAUAGACAUAUUACAUCUAAAUAUAACAUAGAUGAUGAUUGGAUACCUAUCACACCAAGUCUUAAUGCUAUUGGGAGUUCUACAAAAGAUUUAAAUAUAGAAAAUAAAGUAAAUGAUAGGUUUAUACAACCUAAAUAUGGUUUUGAUGAUGAGUAUUAUCCAGACAAAUUACAUGGGCCUGGACCAAGUUAUAUAAAUGACAAUUUAAGUGCUUCAUCUAGCAUGGUAGGAUAUUCCAGGCCGGCAUAUCAUUUGUAUCCACCCAACAACUGGUAUUUACUUCAAAAUUAUCAUACUUUACCAAAGUAUGUAUUUUCUACUCAACCAGAAGACAUUGUUGGAAGUUAUCCAGUUUUUGGACAUAUGUUAGUUCAAGAUGAAUUUCCCGAAAGUCAAAAUAUUAAAAAUGGUGGUAAGCUUCAACACUUGGACAAUGUAUUAUACAAUGCACAUGAUAGUAUUAUCAAUACAAGGAAAACGGCUGCAAAAGUUGAUCAAAAUGACUUGGAUUCGAAAAUAUUACAUUUUAAGUUAAGUCCUAAUAUAAUAAAUAACAUGUUUGACAAAUAUUCAGUACAACAUCCAAGUGUGUUGAACAAUUUGAAUUUUAUUAAAAAUUCACCGCAAGAAAUCAAUAAUCUUGCUGAUUUUGAAAAUAUUGAUCAUAAUCAGUGGAAAUAUUAUACGUCUAGUUUUAUACCAGGCACUCACCAUAAUUUGAGACCAGUUAAUGAUCAGUAUAACAAUUUGCCUAGAUUUGAGUAUGUUCCUACAAAUGUCAAUGGUUUUAAACCAAAACCUAAACACCAAUAUACUAAGAUGCAACACCAGCCAAGUUGGAGUCAAGAUUUUAACAAAUUUGUUCAAAACCAACAACAAAAACUUGCUGAAGACGAUUUUGUGUACCACAAAAACCACAAAUACCUUUUUCAACCUGUUCAAAAGCCAAUAGCACCACCCAAACGUCAGAAGUUUGGUCAAAAUUUAUUUAAACCAUUUUUUAAACAUAUACCCAAGUAUGAAAUGUUUGAACCUGUGCCUGGACAAAUUUUAAGACCUCCAAAAUUUAAGCCGAUUCCUACAAAAGGGCCUUUGUUGGUAGAGGAGAAGGAUAGUGACUUGAGAAAAUUGAAUAUGUAUUUGAGUUUUGUGAGGCCUUACGAUGACAAGAAAAUGGAGUUGAAUUCCAUGGAAUAUUUUGUGAAAAACAAGAAUUUUGGACGUAGGUUUGAUGAAGAGGAUGUAAGACAACAUUUUAAACCUGUACGGUGGACUGAUGAAACCAAGUUGUUGGAUAAUAUUUUUAAAACUAAAGCAUUGAGGCAGAAACAAGAAUUAGAUGAUCGGUCCAUGAAAGAAAAUCAGUUUUUUAUCAAUGGUACUUAUAACUUUAUACCACCAAAUGAUAAUCAGAAAACACCAAAAAGUAUUUUGGGUAUGGCUAAGAUUCACUCUGCAGACAACAGGUUGAAUACUAUGUCAAUCGAUAAAUUGGGUAAUAUGAAAAAUAGUAAUCCAAGAAGUAAUGAUACAAUUGCUGCAUCAAGCAACUCCAAAGCCAAUUCGAAGUUGGUGAGGAUUGGUCAUAUAGUUUUAGCAAAUAGUCAUAAUUUUAUUGAUGAAAGCAAAUUGUUAGAUGAUAUUCUUAAAAUGAAAGAGAAACAAGAUCCCAAAGCUAUAAAAGAAAAUCAGUUUUUUAAUAACAGUACUGCUUUAAAUGGUACUUACAAGUAUAUCCCAUUGACUGGCAAUCAGGAAACAUCUAAACCUAUUUUGGGUGCUGCUCAGAUUGAUUCUGAAUACAAUAUUUGGAAUAUAGGGUCAAUAAAUAAACUAAAUAAUGUGAAAAAUAGGAAUACAAGAAGUAAUAAUACAAUUGCUGCAUCAAGUAACUCCAAAGCCAAUUCUACGUUGGUAAAAAUUGAGCAUGCAGUUUUAGUAAGUGGUGGUAAUUUUACUAAUAAAAAGAAGAAUAUGAAUAAUAAACUUGAAACCAAUGAACUAACUAAACUUGAUUCCUUGGUGACAGCUGAUAGACCUAUUAGUAAAACAGGAGAUAUUGAUAAUUUACAAAUAACAAAUGUAGUUUCCACUAAUCCUGCCAUCGGUAAUGGGAUGAUUGCAAAGACAAGUUCUACGAGUCUUGGACACUCUUCGAAAGCUGGUAAUAAAUGAUUUUUUUUAUCUUAUGAAUAUAAUGGACUAAUAUUAAUGCUUUGAAAGUGCAACCA